CAACGUGCGCCGAAGUUAAUAUCUCGAAAUGCAAACAAUAUAAAUAGGGAUCAGUUUCCUCUCUUCUUUCCUACAAUACUAAGGAAAAGAACAAAAAUGGCUCUAAACAUUGAAGGUGUAGGAGAGCCAGGAAGCUCCAUGCAUGGAGUCACUGGAAGAGAGCAAACCUUUGCUGCAUCGGUGGCUUCUCCCAUGGUUCCAACUGAUAGGACGGCCAAAUUUGAUUUGCCAGUGGAUUCAGAACACAAGGCUAAAGUGUUUAAGCUCUUCUCUUUGGCCAAUCCCCACAUGAGAACCUUUCACCUUUCUUGGAUUUCUUUCUUUACUUGUUUCGUCUCCACAUUCGCCGCUGCACCUCUUGUCCCCAUCAUCCGUGACAACCUUAAUCUCACCAAGGUUGAUAUUGGAAACGCUGGUGUUGCCUCUGUCUCAGGAAGUAUCUUCUCUAGGCUUGUGAUGGGAGCAGUAUGCGAUCUUUUGGGACCCAGAUACGGAUGUGCUUUUCUCAUCAUGCUCUCUGCCCCGACAGUGUUUUGCAUGUCGUUUGUGUCCUCGGCAGGCGGGUACACGGCGGUGCGUUUCAUGAUUGGCUUUUCACUGGCGACGUUCGUGUCUUGCCAAUAUUGGAUGAGCACCAUGUUUAAUAGUAAGAUCAUAGGGCUUGUCAAUGGAACCGCCGCCGGGUGGGGAAACAUGGGCGGAGGAGCCACUCAGCUUCUGAUGCCUGUGGUGUAUGAGCUGAUUCGCAAAGCUGGUGCCACACCUUUUACAGCUUGGAGGAUUGCCUUCUUCAUUCCCGGAUGGCUUCAUAUCAUCAUGGGUAUUUUGGUCUUAACUCUUGGACAGGACUUGCCCGAUGGGAACCUUGGUGCCUUACAAAAGAAGGGUGAUGUUGCCAAAGACAAAUUCUCCAGGGUGUUAUGGUAUGCCGUCACAAACUACAGGACAUGGAUCUUUGUCCUUCUCUACGGAUACUCCAUGGGUGUUGAAUUGUCCACUGAUAAUGUUAUUGCUGAAUAUUUCUAUGAUAGGUUCAAUCUCAAGCUACACACUGCUGGUAUCAUAGCGGCUUCAUUCGGCAUGGCUAACCUCUUGGCUCGUCCCUUCGGCGGGUGGGCGUCAGACGUGGCGGCUCGACAUUUUGGGAUGAGAGGCAGACUGUGGACCCUUUGGAUUCUCCAAACCAUGGGAGGUGCCUUCUGCAUUUGGCUAGGCCGCGCCAACACACUCCCCCUGGCAGUGUUCUCCAUGAUCCUCUUCUCCAUCGGAGCUCAAGCAGCUUGCGGAGCAACAUUCGGCAUCAUUCCCUUCGUCUCUCGAAGAUCUUUGGGAAUCAUAUCAGGGUUAACCGGUGCAGGAGGGAACUUUGGUUCUGGAUUGACCCAACUAGUGUUCUUCUCCACUUCUCGAUUUUCAACGGCUACAGGACUAUCCCUUAUGGGAGUCAUGAUUUGUGCUUGUACUUUACCUGUCACCUUAGUUCAUUUCCCACAGUGGGGUAGCAUGUUCUUUCCUCCUUCCAAGGAUAUCGUCAAAUCUACUGAAGAGUCUUACUACGAAGCUGAGUGGACUGAGGAAGAAAAGUCCAAGAAUUUGCAUCAGAAUAGCAUCAAGUUUGCUGAAAACAGCAGGUCCGAGCGUGGCCGGCGUAUUGCUUCAGCUCCAACGCCGCCAAAUGCUACACCUUCAUACGGCCAUGCUUGAUUAAAAAUUAACAUAUAUGGUGCAAAGAGUAAAUAUUGGACCCAAUAAUUCUGAGAAAGGAGCUUGUGCAAUAUGGUAUACUAGCGUGUAGCUCUCAUGCGUUGUAAUUUUUCUUUUCCUUUUUCUUUUUCUUUUGUUUGUUUGUUUUAUGUUUUUUCCUUUUCCCUUUUCUUUUUCUUUCCCCUUUUUUCGUUUUUUGUUUUUUAGUGUAGAUUUUAUAAUCAAAAUCUGUUGUGGUUAUAUCCCUAAUAAGGAUAUUUAAUGAUGGAACUUUUUUGAGUUGGUAAUUAACAAAAGACUCUUGCAUA
Cannabis sativa is the source of this 2012-nucleotide messenger RNA. Its product is annotated as high affinity nitrate transporter 2.4. The coding region runs from base 97 to 1704 and encodes 535 amino acids. Gene Ontology annotation, molecular function: nitrate transmembrane transporter activity. Gene Ontology annotation, biological process: nitrate transmembrane transport; cellular response to nitrate. The record is from RefSeq and is a predicted model, not a curated record. Gene Ontology annotation, cellular component: plant-type vacuole membrane; plasma membrane. NCBI's taxonomy places the organism in Eukaryota, Viridiplantae, Streptophyta, Magnoliopsida, Rosales, Cannabaceae. The transcript has 4 exons.